Pseudogymnoascus verrucosus is the source of this 1525-nucleotide messenger RNA. RefSeq lists its product as uncharacterized. The record is from RefSeq and is a predicted model, not a curated record. NCBI's taxonomy places the organism in Eukaryota, Fungi, Ascomycota, Leotiomycetes, Thelebolales, Thelebolaceae. The coding region runs from base 318 to 1172 and encodes 284 amino acids. The transcript has a single exon.
CUUUUUUUCUCCAACCGCGACGCUGCGAACCCCAGGUAAACCCACGUGAUUAAGGGAAAGGCCAAGUAUUAGGAAGGAACGUAUUGCUGAACUACUAAAAGUGAAGCAUUCAAUUCUGCUGUGAUUCUUAUUGUCGGUUAUAUUUACAACGCAUGUCCGAGGGGUGCGUCAUGCGGAACCGACCCCAGCACACCCAGAUUGGCCCAUUGGUUCGUUUGGUUCCUUCCCUCGAACCUAUACACACUAGAAGCUACCACCACUACGGCCGGGAAAGCUUGACGUGAAAGCUCUAGAACAGAGUUGCGCAACAGAUUAUCAUGGCUUUCUCAUCACCACAUACAGGGCUUGAGUCGUACAUUGAUAUACCAUUCAAUGGAUGGCUCAGUAUCAUUCUCGUCCUCACCUAUGGGUGUGCUAUCCGCAGCCGGGGCCUGCUUUUGCUCGUAGUCCUCGGGGUCAGCGCGGUCAUUGUCGUAUUCGACAAAACGUCUACUGUUGGCGAAAUGAUCAAAAUCAUGUGUGAACUACCCCUCGGUCUCGGUUCUGUCCUGGCCUUCCUCGUUGCGAGUCGGUCCUUUCAGAGCAGAUACCUACCUGCCUUUACGACCUAUGUCAAUUUUGCAGUGUAUGGAAAUAUCGGCAUGAUGGUGGGGACUCCCGCAGGCGGCACUCUUCGGGGAAUGUGUAGCAAGGUGACUUGCAUUGUUCUCUUCAUUUGGAUCGUCCAACAAGGUUACCGCGCUAGGUGGAAGACAAUUGUUCUCCACGACAACUUGUUCGUUUUCACUGCCGCCAGCAAAUCAUGGAUAUUUGCACACGCCGUCUAUAGAUUCGUUCUUUUGACAUUGCCGUGCUUUGGGUCUGGACGCCGACACCGCCUUCUAGAGUUAUACUCUCUCAGUUUGACUUUUGCUCUAUCGUGGGCUUCAAAACUUCCAUUCGAAUAUUGCUUUGGAAUGGCCGAUACAUUGGUGGUCCCAGCGACUGCAGGAUGGUCGGCGAUUGCAACAACAUUCAAUCUCAUACCGCGCGAUGCGAAGAAGAAUGACUUGCCCUCAAACCAUAUUGGGGCCGACGCAGAUAUAUAUCUGAGCGCCGUGUCACUGGCUGUUGCCACCUUCGCUUGUUUUAAGAUAGCUAGUGCGCCACAUCGGGAGCCUCGAAGGUCAUAGGGAGCUUCCUUCCGUUGCCAACCUAAUUUGCGAUUAUUAGCCUCAGAGAUAUUGGCCACCAUGGUUUGUUGAUAGUCUAGACCACGAUAUCCUCAAUAUUAGAUUGCAGAGCUUGGGAGUGGACCUCUGGGAAGCAUUGUUUUGACCAUCCAGUCAUGAUCAUCCUAGGUUGUGAUGCCAUUAUAUCUAGAUCACUUGUAUGUAUAGUUACUCUUUCUCUUGACAACUGGAACUAUUUCCUGGCCACGAUAAUACAGCCUCUGAUCACCCCUGAUCUGCCCCACCAAGCGAACAUUUUCGCCGCAUAACGAAAGCGUCCAAUUGACAUCCCAUAUUGCUGCAGUUCAACCUCC